This is a messenger RNA of Papilio polytes (common Mormon), 4589 nucleotides long. It is a transcript of the gene trpl, whose product is annotated as transient-receptor-potential-like protein. NCBI's taxonomy places the organism in Eukaryota, Metazoa, Arthropoda, Insecta, Lepidoptera, Papilionidae. The transcript is spliced from 24 exons. Gene Ontology annotation, cellular component: cation channel complex; membrane. Bases 406 to 3939 code for a protein of 1177 amino acids. Gene Ontology annotation, molecular function: inositol 1,4,5 trisphosphate binding; protein binding; store-operated calcium channel activity. Gene Ontology annotation, biological process: calcium ion transmembrane transport; manganese ion transport; regulation of cytosolic calcium ion concentration. The record is from RefSeq and is a predicted model, not a curated record.
CAUAAGUUUUGCCUUGGAAGUAAAUAUAGUUUUCAACAAGCAGCCUUGAGAGCACAAAACAUUGUUGUUAGUUAAAAAUAUCACAAUAACUCAAUUAGGUGUACAUAAAAAGUCGUGUCUAAUUUUACGUAUGUUUUCAAUUCGCCCUUUAAAUUUCUAUAAGUUAAUUUGUAGCGAAUGUCCGAAUUACAGCUUUGUCCAGUUUCGUUCGGAACCACCUUUAGUAAUUGGAUUUCUGGGGGGUGUAGGGGGUGAGUAUAAAAGGCAGUGAGGGGUGGACAAGACGCAGGAGUGGCGUCCAGCCAGCCUGAGUGUUCGUUACCUUCAGCGAACACCACAACCCACUUCACACCACAGCAGAAUUCUAUUUUUCCAUAUAUCGAUUGUUUUUUAUUGACCACAACCAUGACAGAGAAAGGGGAUUUAGAAAGCGGUGACCCGGAUUCAGAACGUGUGAAACGACCAAUGGAGUUGCCAGUUCUACCAAAAUCUCUCACAUUGGAAGAGAAGAAGUAUCUGUUAGCAGUUGAACGUGGAGAUAUGGCUAAUGUUAGAAGAAUAUUGCAAAAAGCACACCGUCGUAAUAACGUGGAUAUGAACUGUGUAGACGCUUUAGGGAGAGGCGCAUUAACUCUCGCUAUAGAUGGAGAGAAUCUGGAGAUGGUGGAACUCUUGAUAGUGAUGGGUGUUCACACGAAGGAUGCACUGCUUCAAGCUAUCAAUGCUGAGUUUGUGGAGGCUGUUGAAUUAUUACUAGAACAUGAGGAACUUAUACAUAAAGUUGGAGAGCCUUAUAGUUGGCAGCAAGUAGAUCCGAAUACAGCGAUGUUCACACGCGACAUAACCCCGUUAAUACUGGCCGCCCACAAGAAUAAUUAUGAAAUCAUUAAACUGCUGCUGGACCGAGGCGCCACGCUGCCCGACCCUCAUGACAUCAGAUGCGGUUGCGACGACUGUAUCCGUGAUUCGACUGAGGAUUCUUUAAGACACUCGUUAGCCCGACUCAACGAGUACCGAGCGCUUGCUUCACCCUCGCUCAUCGCACUGUCUUCUACUGAUCCUAUACUUACCGCUUUUGAAUUGUCGUGGGAAUUAAGAAACUUGGCGUUUGCUGAACAGGAAAGUAAAGCAGAAUACCUUGAACUGCGUCGUCAAGCGCAGAAGUUCGCUGUAGACCUGCUGCAUCAGUCACGCAGCUCUCAGGAGCUGGCCAUCAUUCUCAACCACGAUCCAGAAGGGACACCCUUCAAUGAUGGAGAGCACAUGAAGUUAGCCAGACUGGAAUUGGCAAUUGAUUUUAAGCAAAAGAAGUUCGUAGCUCAUCCGAACAUCCAACAACUGCUGGCUUCUAUCUGGUACGAUGGUGUACCGGGUUUCCGUCGCAAGUCGGCGUUGGAGAAGAUCAUGAUUAUAUUCCGCGUCGCUUUCCUCUUCCCCUUCUACUGCUCGCUGUAUAUGAUCGCCCCCAACAGCGAGACUGGAAAGUUAAUGAGGAAACCUUUCAUGAAGUUCUUGAUACAUGCAUCAAGUUAUUUAUUUUUUCUUUUGAUACUCAUCCUGGUGUCGCAAAGAGCAGAAGUGCAAUUAUUACAAGUGUUUGGGUCAGAGCAACUGGUAAAGGAUCUGGAGAAAGAAAUGCUGAAGCAAAGAGGAAAUGCGCCAUCAUUUCUUGAGAUCCUUGUGUUUAUAUACGUUUUAGGAUUUAUCUGGGAAGAAACACAAGAGAUCUACGUGGAAGGUAUUCGUUCUUAUCUUAGGAAUAUGUGGAACUUCAUAGAUUUCACUCGAAACUCACUCUAUGUCGCCGUAGCGUUGCUACGAACAGUAGCAUACUUCCAGCAGACCGCAGAAAUAGAAAGAGACCCACAGACUAAGUUCAUACCGAGAGAACAUUGGGACGCUUACGAUCCACAAUUGAUAGCUGAAGGAUUGUUUGCCGCAGCGAAUAUUUUUAGUGCAUUGAAGCUGGUCCACUUGUUCUCCAUCAAUCCUCACCUGGGGCCGCUGCAGAUCUCCCUCGGGCGGAUGGUCAUAGACAUCGUUAAGUUCUUCUUUAUCUACAGUCUUGUGCUCUUUGCCUUUGCGUGUGGUCUGAAUCAACUAUUAUGGUAUUUCGCUGAGCUGGAGAAACGGAAAUGUUACGUGCUUCCCGGCGGUCUCCCGGACUGGGACAAUGCGGGGGACUCCUGUAUGAAGUGGAGGAGUUUCGGGAAUGUCUUCGAAGCAUCUCAGUCUCUGUUCUGGGCGUCUUUCGGUAUGGUUGGUUUGGAGAACUUUGAGCUAGCGGGUAUCAAGAGUUACACCAGGUUCUGGGGUCUGUUAAUGUUCGGAUCGUACUCCGUCAUCAAUGUCAUCGUGUUGUUGAAUCUCCUUAUUGCUAUGAUGUCCAACUCUUAUGCAAUGAUUGAUGAACAUUCUGACGUUGAAUGGAAGUUUGCACGCACACGUUUAUGGAUGAGUUACUUUGAAGAGGGUGCGACUCUUCCACCUCCAUUUAAUAUUUUCCCCACUCCAAAACUGUUCUGCAAACUAUUCGGGCUUAGGAAGAAGGACAAGAUGAGGAGUUUGAAGAUGAAAGAACAGAAGGAGAAAGAACUAGAUGUGCGGUAUACAGCGGUAAUGCGAGCUGUGGUCUGGCGCUAUAUAUCUGCAAUGCAUAGAAGAAUGGACGAUGAUCCCGUCACAGAAGAUGAUAUCAAUGAGUUAAAGGGAGACGUCUCAUCAUUGAGAUAUGAACUGCUGGAGGUCUUUGAGAAGAAUGGAAUGGAUGUUUCAUUUACUGAUAGGAAAGAAAAGACGGUUUUAGCAAAACGUAUGAAGAUCUGGGAACGUCGGUUAAUGAAGGACUUCCAAGUAGCACCAGUGGCUCCUGUGGAUGAUGAAGAGAGGCCGGAGCAUGAGACCGCAUUGUCCAGGUUCAGGAGAAUAGCUAAGAUGGCGGUCGCUUCGACCAGUACCGCUAUGUGGGACAGAACUUUAGCUGGUGCUGGGAUUUCAACUCAAAUCGGUCGCUGUCGAACCAGAGAGUCGUUCAAGAAUCAACAAAAUCUUCAGAAAGCGAUGGAUGAAGCGAGGAAACUUGUUAUGCGAUCUCCUUUACCAGAAGGUUCUCGUGUACCAUCUCCUAUAGAGAUGCCUCUUCCACCCGGACAUACCUUACUGGAGCUGAUCAAGGAUAUAUCAACUGAGAUAGGACAACCAGAAUCUAAGUCUCCAUGGAAAGGUCAUGGUGAUGGUACGGCCGCAGAAUUUCUAAGCCCCAGCAUAGCACCGAGUCGGGCUGUAUCUCCUAUAAUGCAAGUUUUAAUUCCUCCUACUAAAGUGUCACGAGCCACAUCACCUAAUCCUGUAGCUUUGAGUCCGUUGCCAAGAGCUGGGUCUCCUGCUCCUCCUCGGUGCGAUUUGGAGAUUGUAAAACCUUUGCAAGAAUCGGAUUUAAGAAACGAGAUGUCUCUAACUUCCGAAGAUACUUUGAAAGUCGCAAAGAAAAAAGCGCCCGACGCACCGAAAUCACCUAAUCAUCAGACCGAUUUGGAAGUCAAAGAGAUGCCUUCUCUGGCGAUCGCAAGACCGGUGGCGCUCGAGAUAAAACCGGCAGAGGGCGCUCUGCCACCGCCGCCCAACAAACCUAAGACUCCAAUACCACCGUCAUUGGAAAUAGCACCAAGUUCCCCGUCAAUCAGACCAGUGGUGCCCCCAACGCCCAAGAAGAAAGCGACGGACAAACCUGCACCUCCUCGUCCAAUGUCACCGCGACCUUCACCAGAUCAUGACGUCAUUAAAACUUGCCCUGCCUCCCCUCCCUCGCCAAAGCGCCACUCUUCAACAUCCAGCACGGAGCAACUGUUACCAUCUCCAGGGUACAAGACAUUGCGACCCAUCAAUAAAAUUGACGAAGUCAAAACUAUCAAGCGUCAAACUAAAACAGGAUGGCUAUGAAUAUUACAAAUUAAAUUUAAUUUAUCGUCACACUAUGCAUAGUUCGAAAUAUUUAUAAAAAAAAUAUCGUUUUUGUAUGAAAUUUCUUAGUUACGCAUUUAAUAAGAAUUGUGUGUCGAUACGGCACUUUCUCUAAAAAUUUUCGUGCUAGGUUCUCUUAACAGGUAACGUUUUUGUACUCUUCUAGUAGUUCGUUAUUUUGACAUUUUUUUGUUAAUGGCAAAGCUUUUUUUGUAUUUGCUUUAUUUGUUAUAGAAUGAUUUUUUUUAGUUACUAGGAUAUCAGAAAUGAGAAGAUAAUAAGCGUGUAGUUUCAGAGCGUUAAAUUCAUAUCUAAUUUGAAUGUCUGAUAGACCGCGAAUAUCUUUCGAUAUAUGACAUCCUAGUACCUAAGCGAAAAUAUUUACCGAUUAAGGGUUUAGCACGAAAAUUUCUGAGAAAGUGUAUGUAACAUCAUUGACAAAGUAUCUUUGCGCAGCAUAGAGUACACUGAUAAAUACAAAUGUCGAUGUUAUGAUACUUUCUCGCAAAUUUUCGUGCUGUGCCUCUAAAUUGUAGUCAUCUUAUGUUCUUUAGUAAAGAACAGUUUGGUUUUGUUUUAUGGUGUAUGUUCUUUAUGUAUGGAAAACAUAGGUUUAUUUGCAACUUAUA